AGGCCAGAGGGCAUUACUUCCAGAUGGUCUGUCUUGAAUCAACACUACCUGCUCUUGAAAUCAGUGCUACAGCUAUCAUUUUACUUAAACCGCACAUCAAAGAAUGCCAGGAGAAUGUUCCAUGCCAGCCUUCUCUAUCUUCUGGUGUUUAUGUUUGGGCUUCUGUGUCAUCGCGAAUGUGA
Ilex paraguariensis (yerba mate) is the source of this 182-nucleotide messenger RNA. Lineage: Eukaryota; Viridiplantae; Streptophyta; Magnoliopsida; Aquifoliales; Aquifoliaceae. The record is from the annotation of a GenBank genome assembly.